UUAAAGUUUCCGAGGCUUGGAGAAACACAAUGACUUGGAUCAAACAGCCUAAAUGGGAAGAAGGGUAUUUCUGCCGCAUCGAGGAAGCCGUUAAACUCCUGCUAAAAGAAUUCUUUUUUAUGCCUCCAUACACACGACCGACCUCCUUCCUCUAUGCCUGACCAGAAAUUACUUCUGACAAUCCAGGAUACUCCGAAAGCUUGGAGACAUAUGGCUGGAAAAUGAAACGACCCUGGAGUGUGGCCACAUCAUUAUUUUGUGUCGCAUGGUACCAGAUGGGCACUUGGUGAACGGAGCUGGGAUGUGAAUGGACAGUUUUAUAAUGUGAAUUUUUCCCCCCAUAAAGCUAAAACAUAUUUCAUUUCCCUCUCUUUCGGUCUAUAGUACUUGCAAUAUCACCCUCUCUGCAGUAUCCAUUAACUAAACUUUGCAGUGGGGUGGCCAAAAAGGAAGAGGAUGAAGAGGGCCCUAUAAUCUUAGUUAAGUGUCGGGGGAGUCGCAGCGCCCCGGGAACUGCGGCUGCGACCCGCCGCGUCCUGUGCGGAUUUCAGGCUUGAUACCGACCGAGCAGGCCAGGUGGUUAUGGAGCGGACGGUGCCCUGGACCUGCCGAGGAUAGAGACCUCGUCUCGGGAGGGUUGCGCUGAUCUCGAAGCAGCCUUGGAGGCCACGCCGCCUCUCAUCCACAGCAUUUUAUUACCAUUUUCAUCAUUCUUGAAAAGUCAUGGAAGACGGCCCACUGCCCGACCUCAGAGACAUCGAGCUGAAGCUGGGGCGCAAAGUACCCGAGAGCCUAGUGCGCUCGCUCCGUGGGGAGGAGCCGGUUCCCCAGGAAAGAGACAGAGACCCCUGCGGGGGGAGCGGUGGCGGGGGCGGUGGCGGAGGCUGCAGCAGCAGCAGCAGCAGCAGCUGCAGUUUCCCUCAAUCCUUGUCAUCCUCCUCUUCGUCCUCCCCAACCUCUGGCUCCCCACGAGGUAGCCACUCCAGCACCCUGGAGAGGCUGGAAGCCAAGCUUCACCUCCUCAGGCAAGAGAUGGUUAACCUCAGAGCCACAGACGUCAGGCUCAUGCGCCAGCUUCUCCUCAUCAAUGAGAACAUUGAGUCCAUCAAGUGGAUGAUCGAGGAGAAAGCCACCAUCACCAGCCGAGGCAGCAGCCUCAGCGGCAGCCUGUGCAGUCUGCUGGAGAGCCAGAGCGCCUCCUUACGCGGCAGCUGCAACAGCCUGCACGACGGCAGUGAUGGGCUGGACGGCAUCUCCGUGGGCAGCUACCUGGACACCCUGGCAGACGAUGUCCCAGGCCACCAGACCCCAUCGGACUUGGACCAGUUCAGUGACAACUCAGCCAUCGAGGACUCACAGGCACGGCACAAGCGUCCCAAAUUGGAUGCUGAGUACUACUGCUUUGGCUAAUGACCCGGUGCUUUGCAUGGGGUUGGUGUGCAAUCAGCUUGUAUUUAUCCUCUUCCGCUGCUAUAUUUUUGGUGUGAUUUUUUUUAUGACAACCUUUUAAAAAAAAGCUUAUUUUGAACUGCUUGAUGAUAUUUCUGUUGCUCCUGAUAUUUCUCCUCUCGACUGAUUUAUCUUUGCCUCUUCCACCUCUGUUUUUAUUUAUUACAGUGAUUUUUCUCCCUCCUUUCAGAAUGGCACACAUAAAGCAGGGGGGAAAGAAUAAGCAAUAAUUGUGUAUUUCCUUUUGUUUUCAGAGCAGGGGUUCAGGGAUUAUGAGAAAAACUUUGCUAAAUUUUACAAUAAACCAAAGUCUGAUAAUAGU
Vicugna pacos (alpaca) is the source of this 1771-nucleotide messenger RNA. RefSeq names its product leucine rich adaptor protein 1 like (gene LURAP1L). The record is from RefSeq and is a predicted model, not a curated record. Gene Ontology annotation, biological process: positive regulation of canonical NF-kappaB signal transduction. NCBI's taxonomy places the organism in Eukaryota, Metazoa, Chordata, Mammalia, Artiodactyla, Camelidae.